CCCCAAAAAUUCCUCAAAAUAGACCCACUUCUUCUCUCUUUCAAAAUUUCAGGUUCAGACAAAAUUCCCAUUAGCAGCCUUACUAGACCACCACCCACAUUACAUCUCAUUAUUCUCUCUCUCUCUCUCUCUUUCUUUCAUUUUCUAUCCUCCAGAAAAAAGGAACCCUCCCCCCUACCCUCACCUUCACCUCCGCCGUCUCCGGCACUGCCAAAUACACUUACUUUUCCCUUAUUCUUACAGAAGAAAACAAAAAAAAAAAAAGUUUUAAGUUUUAUUAUUUUACUUUUUCUAAACCUUUUCCAAGAUUUCAAAAAAGGAUUUUUUUUUUCUUUCUUUCUUGUAAAUUCUGCAGUUUUCUUUUUUAUUGCUGAAAGUUAGUUAUGGAGCUGCCUGAGAAUCUUAAUAAGGAUAGUAACGGCUAUGAAUCGGCUGAGAAGAUAAUCCUACGGUGGGAUUCAACCGCAUCGGAGGACGCAAGGGAGAGAAUGAUCUUUGAAACGGACCGUCAAGAAGCCGAUCUUUACCUACAAGCCGUCGAUGAAAUCCAACGUUCCUUAUCCAACGUAUCAAUCUCAACCUCUUCAAACGCCGGCAAGAACGCUAACGCCGUCGAUGACCAGUCAAAAGUCAACACCACGAUCCAGAUCGCCAUGGCUCGUCUCGAAGACGAGUUCCGCAACAUCCUUAUCACUCAUUCCUCCGCUUUGGAAACUGAUUCCCUUUUCGAUCCGUCGUCGUCCUCAAUUUCAACGCCUUCUCACCACGAACUCGAAGAAGAUGAUACCUUAAGCAACGACGAUAGCAGUCACCACGAUCUCCUUCAGCUUCAGCUUCAACACUGUGAAUCCUCGGAUAGCUCGACUUACCGAUCUACGAGCAGUAUCCGUGAAGUGGAUCUGAUGCCGUCCGAAGCGAUUUGCGAUUUGCAAGCGAUUGCGAUGAGGAUGAUCUCGUCUGGCUACUUACGCGAGUGUAUUCAAGUGUACGGGAGCGUAAGGAAAUCGGCCAUCGACUCGAGUUUUAGGAAACUCGGAAUCGAGAAACUUAGCAUCGGAGACGUCCAGAGGCUUGAAUGGGAAGCUUUGGAGAGUAAAAUCCGGCGUUGGAUUCGAGCUGCCAAAGUUUGCGUCAGGAUAUUGUUUGCCAGCGAGAAGAAGCUUUGCGAGCAAAUCUUUGAGUGUGUUGGAACGGAUAUUGACGAUGCUUGUUUCAUGGAAACGGUUAAAGGGCCUGCAAUACAGUUAUUUAACUUCGCGGAAGCCAUAAGUAUAAGUAGGAGAUCUCCUGAAAAGCUUUUCAAGAUACUUGAUUUACAUGAUGCGUUGAUGGACUUGUUGCCCGAUAUUGAGGCGGUUUUCGAUUCGAAGUCAUCUGAUUCGAUUCGAGUUCAGGCUGCCGAGAUUUUAUCCAGGUUAGCUGAGGCUGCUCGAGGGAUAUUGUCCGAAUUCGAAAGCGCGGUUUUAAGAGAGCCCUCUAGAGUGCCUGUCCCUGGUGGAACCAUCCACCCUUUGACUAGGUAUGUCAUGAACUAUAUCAGUUUGAUAUCUGAUUAUAAGCAGACUUUAAUUGAGCUUAUAAUGUCGAAACCAUCUUCGGGUUCGAGGUAUUCUGGUGAUCAAACAACCCCGGAUAUGGAGUUUGCUGAGUUGGAAGGGAAAACUCCUUUGGCUUUGCAUUUGAUUUGGAUUAUAGUCGUUUUGCAAUUCAAUUUAGAUGGGAAGUCUAAGCAUUAUAGAGAUGCUUCAUUGGCACAUUUGUUUAUUAUGAAUAAUGUUCAUUAUAUUGUUCAAAAGGUUAAAGGGUCACCCGAGUUGAGGGAAAUGAUUGGAGAUGAUUAUUUGAGGAAGUUAACAGGGAAGUUUAGGCAGGCGGCAACGAGUUAUCAGAGAGCUACCUGGGUGAGUGUUUUGUAUUGUUUGAGGGAUGAAGGGUUGCAUGUGAGUGGGAGUUUUUCUUCUGGGGUGUCAAAAAGUGCAUUGAGAGAAAGGUUUAAGACUUUCAAUGCUAUGUUUGAGGAGGUUCAUAGGACUCAAGCAACAUGGUUGAUACCCGAUACUCAGCUCAGGGAGGAACUAAGGAUUUCUAUAUCCGAGAAGUUGAUCCCAGCUUAUAGGUCAUUUCUUGGGCGUUUCAGGAGCCAUAUAGAGAGUGGAAGGCACCCAGAGAAUUACAUCAAAUAUUCAGUCGAAGACUUGGAAACGGCUGUCUUGGAUUUCUUUGAGGGAUACCCUGUAUCCCAGCACUUGAGGAAGAGAUCUCAGUGAAAGGAGUGAUCUGAGGGUAUUUGGGCAAAAUGGUGCUUUGCCGGACAUGGGGCUGCCCUCAGCUCUCCAAUUUGAUUGAAUAAGAUCUGAUCUUGUUGCUUCCUUGACCGUGGAAUUGGAGCCUGAAUGCUUUCUGCACUGUAAGCAUUAUGUUGGUUUGUUACCACAUUCUAGAUUUUGUUCCAUUUGUUCAUAUGGUUAUUGUUGUAUUUGUAAUUUAGAAUUUUGUAUGUGUGUUUGCUUUUACUAUUAUUAAUGAUAUGAAGAAGCUUUUUUUAUAGGCACUGCUUUUGAAGUUGGGCAUCCUUGGCUGUUCCUUAAGUUAAAAUUCCCUGUAUAGAUGGAAUAAAAUACAGGGGCCAAUUACAGUUUAGUUCAAUGGGGAAAAUUGGACCAUCGUGGGACUGGGACAAUAACAACAACAUGACCUCAAAUCAAGUGUAUCAGAAGCAUCAAAGAAGGUUCUUUUUCUAAGUCACUCUGUCUUGUCUUCUUCCAAAUCACCAUUCGAUGCUCCAUUGUGGCCCUGCACUGGUCUAGCCUCUGCUGCAGUUUUAAAAUCUUUCAUCGUUGUUGAAGAGGGUUUUAUGAGUGUCAAAGUAGUAUCAUCUUUAUCGAAAUCUUCAUUUGCUUCAUCAGAGAAAGCGUACCUUUUAAGACCAGAACAACCGAUUAACAUACAAGUGCUCAAGUCUAUAUAGACAUCUCAGAGUUGCUAGAGGGUGUUGGAAUGUGCAAAAAACACUUGAUAAAUGAACUAUAUCAUAAAAAGGGGUUGCAGGAAGUGAAAGCUUAGAGUUCAACGAGAUAGAUCUUACCGCAUCGAAUUUUGAGAAGGCGCCCAAAGAACACAGAUGACACAUAGUAGAGAGAAAGAUAAGACUUGCCAAAAGGCUGGGAUGAUCCAGGCAUUCUGCCACUGCUCGUUGUAAACAUCAUUCAACUUGAAAUAAAGCUGAAAAUUACAGAGUUACAGAAGUUGUGAGAUGUGACAACAAUAAAGCUGAAAAUUACAGAGUUACAGAAGUUGUGAGAUGUGACAACAAUGCCAUUUCUAAAAUGUUUUUACUUUUUCCUCAACUGUACACUGUGGCUUCUCAUUACGCCAUCUCAUACUUCCUAAUUGUAGCAUGUUCUUUACUUUCUUGUAUAUUAUAUGCUGGACUUAAGUUUGUUAAUAAAGCAUCCAAAAGAAAGCAUCAAAGAAUAA
Gossypium arboreum is the source of this 3477-nucleotide messenger RNA. RefSeq names its product exocyst complex component EXO70A1-like. The transcript has 3 exons. The record is from RefSeq and is a predicted model, not a curated record. Gene Ontology annotation, biological process: exocytosis. The coding region runs from base 384 to 2267 and encodes 627 amino acids. Gene Ontology annotation, molecular function: phosphatidylinositol-4,5-bisphosphate binding. Gene Ontology annotation, cellular component: exocyst. NCBI's taxonomy places the organism in Eukaryota, Viridiplantae, Streptophyta, Magnoliopsida, Malvales, Malvaceae.